Molecule: messenger RNA, 1832 nt
Organism: Diprion similis
Lineage: Eukaryota; Metazoa; Arthropoda; Insecta; Hymenoptera; Diprionidae
Product: beta-1,4-glucuronyltransferase 1-like
Exons: 2
Coding region: 230-1576 (448 amino acids)
Source: RefSeq, a predicted model, not a curated record
AAAAAAAAAAGAAGAAAAUCACGAAGCGAACCGUAAUACGGCCCUGGCCGUCUCGCAUCGAUCGUCUUUCGUCAGGGUGAAGCUGCCAGGCCUAGGACGGAGUUCGGGGGUGCGUUAACGGCGCAGUGCUGUGUUCGAGUUUUGUAAUCUUUGCGACCUGCACAACAAGACCAGGCGUGCGAAUCGGUCCCGGCUUUCGGUAAGGCCCUGCCCUUUUCCAGGGGUCCUCAUGGUCUCGGGUUUGCGCCGGGGGCGUCGGAUCGCGGUUUUCGCUGCCGGUCUCGUCGCCGUUGUGACAUUCGCCCACCUCCUAGCCUCCCGCGGAAGCUCGGUCCUCGUUUGGUCGGAAAAAACGGCCCGGGCUAAACAGCCCGUCGCGAUAACCGAACAGAUACAAGAGUUGGGUCUAGUCUACGCGGCGGGUGUCUACAUGGCCGGAAGGAGGCCGCGGAACCAGAGUUUCUGCGAAUGGGCCCACGGCCUCCCGCACUCGUUGUCCUACACCUCGGCCGAUGUCGCCUGGUCCCCGGAGGCCGGAGAAAAGGGGCCUUACCGGGUCCUGUCGGGGGUCCUGAGGGGCCCCGCCGGCGCCGAGGCGCCCCCGGUCACUCUCUGCACCCAUGCUACCGCCGAGCAGGUCUACGCCGUGGUAGAGCUCGCGAGGAGGUGGGAGGGCCCCAUCAGCCUGGCCGUUUUCGCUCCUGGCCUAGACGCCGGGCUGGCCGUCGCCCUGCUCGAGAGGGCCUGCGGUUGCGAGCCGGGGAUGGCGAAGGUAACGGUGCAGCUGAUAUUUCCCGCGGGUAGACCGCCAGCUCUAAGGCCCAGGGUCCAGGCACCAGGCGACUGCGCGGCCUCGGACAUCCAGCUACGGGAGUCCGAGACCGAGCGAAAAUCCAGGAACAUGAUGUACCCCGUUAAUGUCGCCCGGAACGUCGCCAGGAGCAACGCCCGCACCCCCAGGGUCCUCGUCUCCGAUAUCGAGCUGCUUCCCAGCGAGAAUCUCGCCUCAGGCUUUGUCGAAAUGGUUCGCGGACGUCCGCCCAGGGUCGGCGUUGUGUUCGUCGUUCCUGCGUUCGAGGUCGAGGCCAACGAGAAACCACCCAACACCAAGCACGAACUACUCAUGGCAGCCAGAGCCGGUGUCGCUGGGUACUUUCACAGGUUCGUCUGCGCUCAUUGCCAGAAAUUUCCGGGCCUGACGAGGUGGAUGCUAAGGCCCGACCCCGGCAGGGUUAGACCCUCCGUCGUAACCAGAAGGGAGUUUCCGCAUCACAGGUGGGAGCCGAUGUACAUCGGUACACGCGAAGAUCCGCUUUAUACCGAGGAUAUGUCGUGGGAAGGGCGGCAGGACAAAAUGGCGCAGAUGCUGGAGAUGUGUCUUUUGAGUUACCGUCUCGUCGUUCUCGAUGGUGCCUUUCUCGUUCAUGCACCGGGAGUCAAGCGACGUCCGACGAGUAUCGACAGCCGCAGAGAGGCCUGGAGGCGUCCCUACGAAAGGAGGAACUCGAGGAUAUAUCAGAGCGUCGUUAGACGACUACAGAAACAAUAUCCGGCAAAUCCCAGGUGCCGCCAAUGAUGGAGACAAAAAUUACAUGUAAUAACGAACUGCAGUGUUACAUAAGAAUACUGUGUGGUGAUGCGAUGAUAUUGGGGGAUGUUAUAUUAUACAGUAGGAUGAAUAAUUACUGAUCGAAUAUUGCAUUGCGGUUAUAUUUAGCGCCUGAAAUAAUCAUUUUCAUUUAGAAUAUAGAUAAAUUAGAUGUAAUUUACCAUUGGUCGUUUCGAUUACGAGAGUUGUACAAAAAUAACAAAAAUUGGUUUGCAUGUUACAU